Messenger RNA from Aureobasidium pullulans EXF-150, 837 nucleotides. Its product is annotated as mitochondrial genome maintenance MGM101. The transcript has 3 exons. Gene Ontology annotation, cellular component: mitochondrial nucleoid; mitochondrial chromosome. NCBI's taxonomy places the organism in Eukaryota, Fungi, Ascomycota, Dothideomycetes, Dothideales, Saccotheciaceae. Gene Ontology annotation, biological process: recombinational repair; interstrand cross-link repair. The record is from RefSeq and is a predicted model, not a curated record. Gene Ontology annotation, molecular function: single-stranded DNA binding. The coding region runs from base 1 to 837 and encodes 278 amino acids.
AUGCGCACCACUUUUCUUCGUGACGUCGCAACAGGCCUCGAGUCGGCCGCCAGAAGCUUCAACUCGGAAACCCGCCGUUACAAUGGUUACAACUCGAACGCUCCCAAGCCUGCAGCACCAGCAUCAGCCCCUGCCUCUGCUCCUGCCCCUCGUGCGCCUACGACUCAGUCGAACUUCACACCCAAGGCUGCUCCUUCGGCUCCCGCUCCUGCAAGCGAGCCCACUCGUUCUCUCACAAAUGGCUUGAGCGACCCUCCUCCGAUACUGGACGAAAGCGAGAAGCAAGUCGACUGGACUCGUUCAUUCCAUGGCAUUUCUUCGCAACCUUUCAGCUCCGAAGCUGCCGCUAUCCUUACACAAGAGAUCCCUUUUGACGAUAUCGAGGUCAAGCCCGACGGAAUCAUCUACCUGCCCGAGAUCAAGUACAGAAGAAUCUUGAAUAAGGCGUUCGGUCCUGGAGGUUGGGGUCUUGUUCCCCGUGGUGAGACCAUUGUCACGGGCAAGCUCGUUACCAGAGAAUACGCUCUUGUUGCUGGAGGACAACUCGUUUCGAUAGCCCGCGGCGAACAACAAUAUUUCGACCCCGAUGGUAUCCCUACCGCGACCGAGGGCUGCAAGUCCAACGCUCUUAUGCGCUGCUGCAAGGACCUCGGCAUCGCCUCUGAACUCUGGGAUCCCCGCUUCAUCAGGAAAUACAUGAAGGAGAUGGCCAAGGAGAUGAUUGUCGAGCACGUCGUCACCAAGAAGAGAAGAAAGCACUUUAUGAGAAAGGAUGACGAGCUGAAGUACCCCUUCAAGGAAGUCGUCAUUCCUGGCCAAUCUGCCGUUAGAAAGUAG